Molecule: messenger RNA, 1396 nt
Organism: Mesocricetus auratus (golden hamster)
Lineage: Eukaryota; Metazoa; Chordata; Mammalia; Rodentia; Cricetidae
Product: H-2 class I histocompatibility antigen, D-P alpha chain-like
Exons: 8
Coding region: 173-1072 (299 amino acids)
Biological process (GO): antigen processing and presentation of endogenous peptide antigen via MHC class Ib; immune response; antigen processing and presentation of endogenous peptide antigen via MHC class I via ER pathway, TAP-independent
Cellular component (GO): external side of plasma membrane
Molecular function (GO): peptide antigen binding; signaling receptor binding
Source: RefSeq, a predicted model, not a curated record
UAGCAAAACACCUCAACUUUCCCAACUCUUCUCCUCAGACCCUCCAAAGACACAUGUGACCCAUCACCCCAGACCUGAUGGUAAAGUCAUCCUGAGGUGCUGGGCCCUGGGCUUCUACCCUGCUAACAUCACCCUGACCUGGAAGAAGGAUGAGGAAGAACUGACCCAGGACAUGGAGCUGGUGGAGACCAGACCUGCAGGGGAUGGAACCUUCCAGAAGUGGGCAGCUGUGGAUGUGCCUAUUGGAGAGGAGCAGAGAUACACAUGCCAUGUGCACCAUGAGGGGCUGCCUGAGCCCCUCACCCUGAGAUGGGAGCCUCCUCAGUCCACUGCCCCCAUCAUGGCAGUCAUUGCUGUUCUGGUUCUCCUUGGAGCUGUGAUCACUGGAGCUGUGGUGGCUGUUGUGAGGAAGAGGAGGAGAAACACAGGUGGACAAGGAGGGGACUAUGCUCAGGACUGCCUGAGCCCUCACCCUGAGAUGGGAGCCUCCUCAGUCCAUCAUCACCAUAGGGACCAUUGUUGGUGCUGUCCUUGGAGCUGUGAUCUUAGUUGUAUCACUGUAGGAUUUAUGCUGUGGGUGAGAAAGAACCCAGACCCUCCAAAGACACAUGUGACCCAUCACCCCAGACCUGAAGGUAAUGUCACCCUGAGGUGCUGGGCCCUGGGAUUCUACCCUGCUGACAUCACCCUGACCUGGAAGAAGGAUGCAGAGGAACUGACCCAGGACAUGGAGAUGGUGGAGACCAGACCUGCAGGGGAUGGAACCUUCCAGAAGUGGGCAGCUGUGGUGGUGCCUAUUGGAGAACAGGAUUACACAUGCCACGUGGAGCAUGAGGGACUGCCUGAGCCCCUCACCCUGAGAUGGGAGCCUCCUCAGUCGACUGUCCCCAUCAUGCCAGUCAUUGUUUGGGUUCUCCUUGGAGUUGUGAUCACUGGAGCUGUGGUGGUUGUUGUGAGGAAGAGGAGGAAAAACUUAGGUGGAAAAGGAGGGAACUAUGCCCCCAGCUCUAGCUUCAGACAGCUGCCUCCUGGGGACACGUUCUCACUCACUCAAGAAACAACAAAUAUCUGAAGCUGUCUGCUUUCUCCCAUGAAGACCAUCCAGUCCUCCCUAGCACACCAGGACCCUGCCGCUGCUCUGCUCUUCCCCCAUGGGCGGCUGUUGACUGCUCAUUACUAGGAGCUUUUAGCAAAACACUUCUAGUCCCCUCCUCCCAGUAAGGCCUGUGUCCAAGUUCCUGUUUAUUAUCUAAAUGCUAAUUCCUGCUUUUGGCCCACCAUUUCCUGGAGGGCCCUGGAAAAGUAGGCUUCUGACCUUGGCGUUUUUCCAACAUGCCUGACUUUGGUAGAUAAGGCUCUACCCUCAUAAUAAUAAACGCCAUUCUCCUUGUAAGAA